AUGGCCACCUCGCAGCAGACAGACCGGCGGCAGCAGCAGUCCGAUGCCCUGCCCGUCCGCAUCCAAAUCAUGUCAGACCUCCACCUCGAGACCCCCCGCUUCCUACCCAUGUACGACUCCUUCACCAUCUCGCCGCACGCGCCGCACCUCGCCCUCCUCGGGGACGUUGGCAACGCGCACGACCCGCGCCUCUACGCCUUUCUCGAGACCCAGCUGCGGCAGUUUGAGAUUGUGUUUUACGUGCUUGGCAACCAUGAGCCGUACCAGCUUGAUUAUGAUGAUCACAGCACGGCGCUGCGAGCGUACGGGGAUGAUGAUGACCCGCUGCCGGAGCAAGAGCAAGAGCAGCAGAUGCAGCCGCGGGGUUACGAGGACGCCGUGCGGGCGAUGCGCCGCUUCGAGGACGCGGUCGAGGAGAAGAGGCGCGGAGAGGCAGCGCGCCAUGGAAAUGAACAGCCUUCGACAGGACGAUUCGUGUUCAUGGACCGCAGGCGGUUCGACAUCUCAGACCAUGUCACCAUCCUGGGCUGCACCCUCUUCUCACACAUCACGCCCGAGCAACACCCCACAGCCUCCCUCUUCGUCUCCGACUUUUCCUCCAUCCCUUCUUGGACCGUCGACGCGCACAAUGCGUGCCACGCGCGCGACGUCGCCUGGCUGAACGACCAAGUCCGCGCUCUGUCUGCCUCCCCGCCGCCGCCGGUGGCCCAAGGAGCGCAGCAAAAGCAACAGCCGCAGCAACAACAGCAACGACGGGAACAGAAACAGCGCCGCCGCAUCCUCAUCCUCACGCACCACAGCCCCACGAGCGACCCCCGCGCCAACGACCCCGAGCACCUCGACGACCCGCGCGGCGUGCAGAGCGCCUUCGUGACGGACCUGCGCGGCGAGCCGUGCUGGCGGAGCGGGGGCGCCGUCGUCGCGUGGGCGUUUGGCCACACGCACUUUAACUGCGACUUUUUUGCUGUGAACGACGACGACGGCGGCGAUGAGGAUGGGGCGUCGAACGGGAAGCGCGUCGUGGCGAACCAGAGGGGGUAUGGUCGGGAGGACGCAUAUGACUUUGAUGCGGGCAAGGUGAUUGAGAUAUAA
Molecule: messenger RNA, 1092 nt
Organism: Purpureocillium lilacinum
Lineage: Eukaryota; Fungi; Ascomycota; Sordariomycetes; Hypocreales; Ophiocordycipitaceae
Source: RefSeq, a predicted model, not a curated record